AUGGAUUCCCCCUCGCACCCGUUGACUGAUCGCUCGACCAACACGCAUCUGCCGGUCCAGUCCGACAAGGCCCACGAUCUCAAGACGGGACCGGCCAACGUGAAUUCGAUGGAAUAUCACCGUCAGGUGCUGCAGGGUAAGCUGGAGAGCGGCGAGAAACAACCGGCCAACUACGUGUCACCCUCGGACGACAUCAUGAGUCCAUGCUCCAAGAAACUGAGCGACCUGAAGGGCAAGCGAUUCAAAAAUGCCGGGAAACCCCAGUCGCUCUUUGCCAAGUUGGGCAAGAAGAACUUUGAACAGUCAACCGCGGAACAGGGCCCUCCAACCUCGAACAGCAAGGAUGUGGCGCAGUCGUGA
This is a messenger RNA of Aspergillus tanneri, 360 nucleotides long. RefSeq names its product Spo12 family protein. Lineage: Eukaryota; Fungi; Ascomycota; Eurotiomycetes; Eurotiales; Aspergillaceae. The record is from RefSeq and is a predicted model, not a curated record. The coding region runs from base 1 to 360 and encodes 119 amino acids. The transcript is spliced from 3 exons.